GGUCCAAAGGAAGAGACCUGCAUAGCAAGAAGAGCUAUUGAGUACUCCAAAACCAGCGGUCUUUUAAUGUCGUGUCUUCCCAGAUUCUACCACUGCUUCUCUCUCCGCUCCUUUCCUUCUCCCUUACGCAUCUCGCCCACAAACUUCAUCGCUCCGCCGUACCUCCGCUCACGAAGCAGCCCACGGCAGCUCUCUCCUGCGCUGAUGACGUUCGUUGCUACAUCCAGGCUCCUCCACCUCAACUCCACCGCAGUCGCGUCCCUCGAAAAUAGCUCUGGAGGUCCCAAUGGGUCACCUGUCCCCUCUUCUUCAUCCCCUUCCGAUAAUUAUCAGGCGGAGAACGGAGACGAAGAUAUUUUAUUUGGAUACCACCUUCCUCCUAAGGAGAUAAGAGACAUUGUAGAUGCACCUCCCCUUCCCGUAUUGUCAUUUUCACCCCAUAGAGAUAAGAUACUUUUUCUGAAGCGCAGAUCGUUGCCACCCUUGUCAGAGCUUGCCAAACCUGAAGAAAAGCUUGCUGGAAUAAGGAUUGAUGGAAACUCUAAUGCAAGGAGUAGAAUGUCUUUCUACACUGGUAUAGGGAUACAUUCUUUAUUGAAUGAUGGCACACUUGGUCCAGAGAAGGAGGUGCAAGGCUUUCCUGAUGGCUCUAAGAUCAAUUUUGUUAGCUGGUCAAAAGAUGGAUGUCAUUUGGCUUUCAGCAUUCGUACAGAUGAGGAAGACAACAACUGCAGCAAGUUGAGAGUAUGGGUUGCAGAUGUUGAUUCGGGAAAGGCUAGGCCACUCUUUCAGUCAGAUGAUAUAUAUUUGAAUGCAAUAUUUGAGAACUUUGUUUGGGUUGAUGAUUCAACAUUAUUAGUUUGCACCAUUCCCAUUUCUCGUGGAUCACCACCGAAGAAGCCCUUGGUUCCUUCUAGCCCAAAAAUUCAAUCAAAUGAGAAGCAGAACAUUGUUCAAGUUAGAACUUUCCAAGAUCUGCUGAAAGAUGAGUAUGACAAAGAUUUAUUUGACUAUUAUGCCGUUACACAGCUGGUAUUGGCCUCUUUAGAUGGAACAAUGAAACCAAUUGGACCUCCUGCUGUUUAUACAUCAAUUUAUCCAUCACCUGAUGGGAAAUACCUAUUAGUGUAUUUUAUCCACCGUCCAUAUUCAUUCAUUGUGCACUGUGGAAGGUUUCCCACGAAAGUUGAUUUAUGGUCAGCCGAUGGGGAGUUUAUUAAAGAAAUAUGCGACUUACCUCUUGCUGAAGAUAUUCCGAUUGCUUUUAACAGUGUGCGUAAGGGAAAACGUUCUAUUAAUUGGAGGCCAGACAAGCCUUCAACACUUUACUGCUUAUUGGUGCUGUCUGCCUCUUAUUCCCCUCUUCUCUCCUACCAAUGGCUCCCAAUAUGCAUUAUUGUGCGUGUUGCUAGUGGUCCUGGAAUAUAUCCAGCUGUUACUUGGAAACAAGUAGGAAGCAAUUGAAGGUUUUAUAGGUAU
Dendrobium catenatum is the source of this 1479-nucleotide messenger RNA. Its product is annotated as probable glutamyl endopeptidase, chloroplastic. The record is from RefSeq and is a predicted model, not a curated record. The coding region runs from base 67 to 1464 and encodes 465 amino acids. Gene Ontology annotation, molecular function: serine-type endopeptidase activity. The transcript has 7 exons. NCBI's taxonomy places the organism in Eukaryota, Viridiplantae, Streptophyta, Magnoliopsida, Asparagales, Orchidaceae.